CCCUGCUUCCACUCUCGUUUUUAUCGACUCCUCCCAAAGAAAAGAUUAAUGGCGUUUGAAUCCUCUUUAAGAAGAGGGAAUCCAACACCCUCGUCGUCCUCCACAUCGUCUAACUCUUCCAAAAGAGCUGCGGCAGCUCCUCCUCGGAGAUCCAGAAGCGUAAGUGCCUUCUCAAGAAUCUCUAAUUCCGACUUCUCCAUUAAAAGAGACAAUCCUCUCUUUGUCAACAACAACAGAAACAGCAACGACGACGAUGGCGAAGCUAGGUUCCGAAAUUCCGUCCUUGAAUCCGCCAGAAUCACUUCCAAAACGAAGCCCAAAGCUACUUCCGCUGAUGAUUAUAAUAAUAAGAGAGGCAGAUCUGUUUCCAGAUUUGGCUCCGAUGGAAAACACGGGUCGGGUUCGGGGAAUAGCAAGGAGUUGUCUCGGAGCUUGUCCGUUGUGGAUACAAGGGGACGUGGUCGCUCGGUCUCCCGUAAUCCUCCACUUUCAAGAACGCAUUUCACUACUUCUGAGAGUGAGGUGGAGCAGGAAGGUAAUUCCCUGAUGAAAUCCAAGAAUAAAGGUAAUUUAAUUGCCACAUUGGGGAAUGGUCGAAAGGGUAAUUUAGUUCAAAGCACGUCUAGUUUGUCACAGUCAGGCCAGCCGAAGCAUAUUGAUCCUUUGGAUUCUCCUACAAGUUUGUCUCGAUUAGAAUCCGCAAAAUGGAAUGAUUUGAUCUCAACGAUUUCUUUUUCAGAAGCAGAACUUGUGGAGUCACUCGAAGGGGAUAAUUUGGUGGGAGAUGCUCCUGCUGCUAGUGACAUAUACAGAACUGUUAAAUCCGAAGUGAGACGGGCUAUUUCCGACAUCCAAAAUGAGCUUCAAUGUGCUAUCAGGAGGAGUAAUCCAACUACUGAUGUGGUCGAGUUAGUGUCAGACAUACAACAUGAAUAUGCCGCAAAACUCGAGCAGUCCCAAGAACGGGCCAGACAACUUCGAGCUGACCUAGCUGUAGAGGAACACCGGGGCAUGGAGCUUAGUAGGAUCUUGAAGGAAGUGCUUCCAGAUGCUAAGGCUCCUAGCACAAAGAAAUCUCGUCCACGAAGAAAAUCUAGUAUUGAGAGAAGGAAGAUAUCAAAAUGUCUGACUGACGAUGCCCUUGCCUUUUUCGAUGAGUGUGUCUCGCUAUCAACAUUUGACGGCUCUGACUUCUCAUCAGUCGAAGAUCCGCCACUCAAAUGUGUGGGCACCGUCGAUGUAGAUGGAGUAUCUUUUCCGCAUGCAAAUUCAACCAUUCCAGCCACCAAUCCACCUAGUAUUUAUCUCCAUGAUACACAGGAAUGUCGAAUCACAUUAGGCCAUGAUCCUUUGGAUUUAACAGCCAGUAACAGCAGCAUGGAACAAACUCAAUACCUCUUCCAUCCAAACAGUACCGAUAAUGAAUGGAGUCGAAAAUUCCGGUUUUCCUUUUCUGCCGAGCCACGUCCGAUAUGCGAGCUCCAACAAGACAUUAAAAAGUAUGUCAAAGGUUUCGAGAAAGACACCAGGAAGAUCAACAUUGAUUCGAAGAUCAUACGAAGAAAUAGAUAUGAUAUGGACGAUUAUAAUUUGCAGGCGUCGCAACAAAGCUUGUUUGAUCAUGUGUUCCUAAAAAACAGGUUAGAUUCUGGAAGUUUGCUUAUAUGCAACGGCGGAUGUUUUUCUUCAUUUUUGCCUUUUGCUUCUUUAAUCUAAAUUUUAUUUUAUUAUAAACAUAA
Molecule: messenger RNA, 1739 nt
Organism: Hibiscus syriacus
Lineage: Eukaryota; Viridiplantae; Streptophyta; Magnoliopsida; Malvales; Malvaceae
Exons: 8
Coding region: 49-1716 (555 amino acids)
Source: RefSeq, a predicted model, not a curated record